Engraulis encrasicolus (European anchovy) is the source of this 4394-nucleotide messenger RNA. It is a transcript of the gene foxk2b, whose product is annotated as forkhead box K2b. Gene Ontology annotation, molecular function: RNA polymerase II cis-regulatory region sequence-specific DNA binding; DNA-binding transcription factor activity, RNA polymerase II-specific; protein binding. Bases 178 to 2148 code for a protein of 656 amino acids. The record is from RefSeq and is a predicted model, not a curated record. The transcript has 9 exons. Lineage: Eukaryota; Metazoa; Chordata; Actinopteri; Clupeiformes; Engraulidae. Gene Ontology annotation, biological process: regulation of transcription by RNA polymerase II.
GGUGGGUCGGAGCCGCUGUCUGUGGUCCCCCACGUUCCCCUCGAAAUUUUCUGUUUUAAUUUAGAUGCCCUGUCCCCAAUUCGGCCUUUAGCGAUACCACGCAAAGCUCAUCACUGGGCACAUCAAAACUGACGUUAGAUUAAUUAUUUCUAGGAAAUUAUAACAUUUAUCCAGAAAAUGGCGGUGGUAAGCGGGUUGGCUGGGCCGGCUGUUGCCCGGCUCGAGGGCCGUGAAUUCGAAUACAUGAUGAAAAAGCGCUCGGUAACCAUCGGGAGGAACUCCUCGCAGGGAUCGGUGGAUGUGAGCAUGGGACAUUCAAGCUUCAUAUCCCGAAGACAUCUUGAAAUUUUCACAGCCGGCGAGGAUGGUACUGGCAGCGGUGACUUCUACCUGCGUUGCCUUGGCAAAAAUGGGGUGUUUGUGGAUGGGGUGUUCUUGAGGCGAGGUGCACCACCUCUUCAGCUACCCAGAGUGUGCACCUUCCGCUUCCCCAGUACCAACAUCAAGAUUUCCUUCACAGCGCUGUCUAGUGUUAAGAGGGAGAAGCGCGAGGCCCCAGAGUCGCCCAUCAAGCCCAUACAGCCGCAGAUCUCCCCCCUCACCAUCAACAUCCCCGACAACAUCGCACACCUCAUGAGCCCCCUGCCCUCCCCUACAGGCACCCUCAGUGCGGCCAACUCGUGUCCGUCCAGUCCCAGGGGGGCGGGCUCCUCGGGCUACAAGAUAGGCCGCAUCACUGCCUCCGACCUGCAGCUGAUGGGAGACAACUCCCAGUCAGAGAACGACAAGGAGGCUUCAGGAGGAGACAGUCCUAAGGAUGACUCUAAACCCCCGUACUCGUACGCACAGUUGAUAGUCCAGGCCAUAACGAUGGCCCCAGAUAAGCAGCUGACACUAAACGGCAUCUACACGCACAUCACCAAGAACUACCCCUACUACAGGACCGCAGACAAGGGCUGGCAGAACUCCAUUCGGCAUAAUCUGUCGCUCAACCGAUACUUCAUCAAGGUGCCGCGCUCGCAAGAGGAGCCGGGCAAGGGUUCGUUCUGGCGCAUCGACCCCUCGUGCGAGGGCAAGCUAAUCGAGCAGGCCUUCAGGAAACGACGCCCACGGGGCGUGCCCUGCUUCAGGACCCCACUCGGACCCCUCUCAUCCAGGAGUGCCCCAGCCUCUCCAAACCACUCGGGUGUUCUCUCGGCCCACUCCAGUGGGGUGCAGACCCCAGACAGCCUAUCACGCGAGGGCUCCCCCGUUCCUGCUGACUCUGAGCCCGCCCCUGCCCCGCCCCCACCCACAGCCGUGCAGCCCAAACUCUCAGUCAUACAGGAAGCACACUUUGCCCAGAGCACCACAGGCUCUCCGCUGGGCAGCCAGCCGGUGCUGAUCACGGUGCAGCAUCAGGCGGUGAAGCCGGUGACGUACGCGGUGGCCACCCCGGUCAGCUCGGUGGGGGGGGGCGGGGGCCAGCAGCAGGGCCAGCAGCAGCCGGGGGUGGGGGUAGGGGCGGGGGCGGCGCAGCUCAUGCAGACGGUGCACGUGGUGCACCAGAUCCCGGCCGUGACUCUCGCCACCCUCUCCCCCGCCGCCACCGCAGCCUACACAGCCACCGCAGCCAGCAACGCCGUCACCAUCACCGCCGCCAAGACGGAGCCACAGCAGAACGGGGACCACACGGAGGCCAAAGUGAAAGUGGAGAGCAUGCCCACCAUCACCCAUGCGGCGCUGGGCACGGCAGCGGGUCGCCUCCUCCAGAGCAGCCCCGGCGGCGGUGGCCAGCCCCUGCAGACGGUCACCAUCCUCCAGCAGGCCCCCCUGGGCCAGCACCAGCUGCCCAUCAAGCCCAUCACACAGAACGGCACGCACGCCCUGCCCAUCGCCACUGCCAUCCAGACCACCGCCAGCCCAGGAGCCACGGCGGUAGCGAGUCCGCUGCACCUACUGGCCACGCACGCGUCCGCCUCGGCCUCGCUCCCCACCAAGCGGCAGAAUGGCGAGAGGGACUCCCCCACCGCCGCGCAGCCAGACGCCAAGCGCCUCAAGACGGAUACCGACGCCACCGCAGCAGAUUCCAACGGAGCUGGCGCGUUGGUGGCAGGAGCGCCCCCUCCUGGAGAUGGCAACACAGCCACGGCAGCAGCCAGCGAGUAGUAGUGUAGUUUAGUUUCUUCUCAAAUUACCCCCACGUCCACCCACUCACCUAGACACACACUCACACAUGCACAUACAGCCUCUCUUUCACGUACAGCCACAACUACUUAAUCUACACACACACACACACACACACACACACACACACACACACACACACACACACACACACACACACACACACACACACACACACACCUCGUACGGCACUACUUCUCUUUUUACCCUGUUCCGAAUCACUCUUUCCUUCCCAAAUGUCUUUCUCUCUUUUUUUUUUUUAUAGAUGAUCAUUAUUAUUAUUAUAAUUAUUAUUAUUAUUAUUAUUAUUAUUAUUGUUGUUAUUUUCCAUUCUCCUAUUCUUCCUACCACCUAUCUUCCAUCGACCUUUCAAGGUGCCAAACGGAGAAGCAUUUUAGUUUUUAAUUUUCACGUUGGGGGAAAAAAAACUAUUCCAAGGCCCCAGGACAACUUAAUUGUGAAAAAAAUGAAACCGUUGUGUGUUUUUGUUUUGUUUUGUUUUUCCAUCACAUGAAAAAGAAGACAAGGGAGAUGAGGAAAAGAAACACCUCAGACGUCAAACCGAAUCCUAACCUUCCCACUCCCGCACGCACACACACACACACAAACACACACACAGACACCCUCCCCAUCAAAUGCCCAUGCUACCCAUCACACUGCUGCAGUUCACCGGGCCAGCCAGGGCUGAGGGCUCCCUGAGCAGAGUGUUGCUGGCAGGGAUGCCUCUCGUGAGCUGGAUGUGAAGGCUGCCGUUAGUGGGAUGGGAAGGGUCACCACCCAACCUGAAACCAAACCCCAACCGCCGUGCCCCACCUGCCCCACCCCCUCCGCUCCAUUACGUUCUGAGACCCACCUCACCCAACAUCCCCUCCCUCCCGCCCCACCCAUUAUUCACACCCAAUAGAUACCACAGGCCAUCGCCCCCCACCCACACCAGGACAAAAGAAAACAGGGGGCCAACUAGUAGCAUUUUCUUUAUUUUGAUAAAACGGCAACUUCUCUUAUCUCUACAUGACAAAAGGUUCAGAACCCACCAAACCGGAACUUUAAAUGGUCAGAACUGGAACCGUGUAGAAUCCGAACCGGAACUCUAAUGCAUUCGGCUCAAAGGGAUCAAACGCAUCAGUUUUUUUUCCUCUGCGCGUUGUGGCAGCUAGCCGAUUUCAUGGACAGAAUAAACUGUACCACUUCCCACCCUCCACAGCUCCCUCGGUCGCAGCUUUUUAAAGUAGAGAUGCAGUAUUUUGUUUGUUCAAACAUGAAACAUAGGAUCCUCUUUUUUGUUGUUUUUGUUGUACAUUCACCUCUAUAGAGCAAAAAAAAAAAGUAACAACAACCACAAGAAGAAUAAAAAAACGGUCCUAUUUGCAAGAAAACAAAACGAUAGUGGUGGCACAUUGACAUUUAAAAAAAGACUUUAAAAAACACAACUUGCAGCAUUUGUAUGUGGACUCAAUGGUUUUAAUUAAUCUUUUUUUCAGUUCGAUGAAACAAGAGUGUAGUUCCUUUUCUAUGAUAAAAAAUAACCAUUUAUUGGAGGUCUUUUGUUGUUUAGUUGGUUUUUUUGUUAUCACCGUUGCUGCCGAAAGGGGAUCGGUCCUGUGUUGUUACACUUCCCUACAUGUUUUCAUACUUGCACAGUAACUGAGAUAAAAAGCAACAUUAUUAUGUGAUUGCCAUGUGUAGUUAUUGGGCCGCUUCGUUGAGCUUGCAUGUACCAGACUAGAGAAGUAAACUGAGCCGACAACUAUACAUUUAACCCAAACAGAAGAAGAAGAAGAAGAAGAAAACAAACAAAAAUACGAAAACAACCUGCUUCUAAUCAGACCGAUCUGCACUUGAUUUAAUGUUCUUGUUUUUUUUUUUUUUAUGACUUUGGUUUUUUGUUUUUUUGUUUACUUCCCUCUGCGGUUGUUUUCCUUGGCUGUUGUUGGCUCUGUGGUGUUAGCAGACUCGUGCUUGAAGUUCCUUUAUCCCCCCCCCUCACCUCCGUAUUCCUCCCUUUCCCAUCUCUCUACUCUCCUCUCUGUACCCUCUUCUCCUCUCCUCUCUCCUCCCUCUACUCUCCUCUCUCCUCCCUUCUUUUCUGUUAUCCUGCUCCGGCAAGUCUGUCCUCAAGAUUGUAUGUGUUCACUUUGCGAAAGGCAAAAAAAUAAGCGGUCAAUGUUUGUUCUGCUUCAGUGGGUUAAAAAAAAUGCUUUUUUUUAUAAAUUAAUUUAAAAACCUUA